Messenger RNA from Olea europaea var. sylvestris, 823 nucleotides. RefSeq names its product ferritin-3, chloroplastic-like. Gene Ontology annotation, cellular component: cytoplasm. The coding region runs from base 93 to 788 and encodes 231 amino acids. Lineage: Eukaryota; Viridiplantae; Streptophyta; Magnoliopsida; Lamiales; Oleaceae. The record is from RefSeq and is a predicted model, not a curated record. Gene Ontology annotation, molecular function: ferrous iron binding; ferric iron binding. The transcript is spliced from 5 exons. Gene Ontology annotation, biological process: iron ion transport; intracellular iron ion homeostasis.
ACCAUUUGCACUCAAAAUUUUCACCCCAAAUUACUGAAACAAUUUUUGUUAAUCCAAUCUAAAUUGUGGGUUCUGAUCCAUCUCUGGGAAAAAUGUUUCUUGAAGCAAUUUCAGCUCUCUCUCUGCAGGGUUCUAAUCUUGGACCCCUUCUAAAAUCAGCUAAUGCCAAUGCCAUUUUAACUCCAGCAUCUUGUAACUAUUCUUCCUCCGGCCUUGCUUUGUCAAGAAAGCGCGAUAAUGGUUUCGCUGGUUAUGCCUUGUCUGAAACUGCUAGUAUGCCACUUACCGGUGUGGUGUUUCAGCCAUUUGAAGAGGUCCAGAGGGAUGAUUUUAUGGUCCCAAUAGUUCCCAACGUAUCACUUACUCGCCAGAGGUUCUCAGAAGAGUGUGAGGCCGCAAUUAAUGAGCAGAUCAAUGUGGAGUACAACGUCUCGUAUGUGUACCACUCCAUUUAUGCAUACUUUGACAGGGACAAUGUUGCUUUGAAAGGCCUUGCCAAAUUUUUUAAGGAUUCAAGUGAAGAAGAAAGAGAUCAUGCUCACAAACUAAUGGAAUAUCAGAACAUCCGAGGAGGGAGAGUGAAGUUGUACUCUAUACUAAUGCCCACUGCGGAGUUUGAACAUGUGGAGAAGGGUGAUGCACUGUAUGCCAUGGAACUAGCGUUGUCCUUGGAGAAGUUAACAAAUGAGAAACUUCUGAAACUUCACAGUGUAAGGCUUCUCUUGCAUCUUUGUGCUGAUAUUUUCCGAUUCUCAAUCUAUUUUAAAUUUUGUACGAAGCUCAAAUAAAGGAAGGUCGCGGCAGGCUGACAAUAAACGGAAAA